Molecule: messenger RNA, 1617 nt
Organism: Cotesia congregata
Lineage: Eukaryota; Metazoa; Arthropoda; Insecta; Hymenoptera; Braconidae
Source: the annotation of a GenBank genome assembly
AUGAAGACCGGUAAGCCUCUUUCAAUUGAACUUGCUCCUGGAAUUUUGAGUAGCAUAUUUGAUGGAAUUCAACGACCUUUGAAAGAUAUUGCUGAAAUUUCUGAAAAAAUAUAUAUUCCAAAAAAUAUCAAUGUAUCUCCAAUUAAUAGAUCAAUGGUAUGGGAAUUCAAUCCUACUAAUAUAAUGUCUGGAGCUAGUGUGACUGGUGGUGAUAUGUAUGGUAUUAUUUACGAAAAUAAUUUGGUUCAACAUAAAUUAAUGAUUCCUCCAAAUGGUCAUGGACGAGUAACCUAUAUUGCUCCACCUGGCAACUAUUCUGUAGAUGAAGUUAUUCUUGAGGUAGAAUUUAACAAUGAAGUCUGUAAGUACUCAAUGGUUCAACUUUGGCCAGUGAGAACUCCACGAUCAGUUCGUACAACUCUCUCGGCUCGUCAUCCGUUAUUAACUGGACAAAGAGUUCUUGAUGUUCUUUUUCCUCUAGUACAAGGCGGUACGACUGCAAUCCUAGGAGGAUUUGGCUGUGGUAAAACGAUAAUAUCUCAGUCUAUAUCCAAGUAUUCCAAUUCUGAUAUAAUUAUUUACGUUGGUUGUGGUGAGCGAGGAAAUGAAAUGUCAGAGCUUCUUCAAGAAUUUCCAAAACUUUCAGUUGAAGUUAAUGGGAUUACUGAAUCUAUUAUGAAACGAACAGUUUUGAUUGCGAAUGUUUCCAAUAUGCCAGUUGCUGCGAGAGAAGCGUCUAUUUAUACUGGAAUCACCAUAUGCGAAUAUUUUAGAGAUAUGGGUUAUAAUGUUUCUAUGAUGGCUGAUUCAACUUCGAGAUGGGCGGAAGCUCUUAGAGAGAUAAGUGGGAGGCUUGGGGAUAUACCAGCCGAUUCUGGUUAUCCUGCUUAUUUGGGUACGAAAAUAGCAAGUUUUUAUGAACGAGCGGGAAAAGUUGUAUGUCUGGGAAAUCCACAACGAGAGGGCUCAAUAAGUAUUUUUGGAGUAGUAUCACCUCCUAGUGGAGAUUUUUCAGAUCCCGUAACUAGAGCUACUCUGAGCGUUACUCAAGUAUUUUGGGCUCUUGAUAAAAAUCUUGCGCAAAGAAAGCAUUUUCCGGCUGUUAAUUGGAUUAAUAGUUACAGCAAGUAUGUUAAAAGUUUUGACAGUUUUUGUGAUACACAUUUUUACGGCGUAACUGAAUUGAGAACAAAAAUGGUCAAAAUACUUCAAGAAGAAACAGAGUUAUCGGAAAUAGUACAGCUUGUUGGUACAACUUCUUUAUCUGAAUUAGAUAAAGUAGUAUUGGAAAUAUCUAAAAUUUUAAAAGACGAUUUUCUUCAGCAAAAUAACUACUCUGCAUAUGAUCGGUAUUGUCCUUUCUAUAAGACUUUUGGAAUGUUAAAAAAUAUCAUCACACUUUACGAUCUUGCGAAAAAAACUAUACAAAUAACUAAGAAGAAUAACAAAGAAGUAAUAUGGGAAACUAUUCAAAACAUUAUGUCGGAAAUGUCAUAUCGAUUAAGCAUUAUGAAAUUCAUGGAUCCUAUAAAAGAUGGGGAGGAUAAUAUAAGUGCUACUUUUAAUAAACUUAACAAAGAUAUGCAUCGUGCAUUUGAUAUUUUUGAAGGAUGUUAA